Sebastes umbrosus (honeycomb rockfish) is the source of this 1906-nucleotide messenger RNA. RefSeq lists its product as uncharacterized. The record is from RefSeq and is a predicted model, not a curated record. Lineage: Eukaryota; Metazoa; Chordata; Actinopteri; Perciformes; Sebastidae. The transcript is spliced from 3 exons. Bases 399 to 1574 code for a protein of 391 amino acids.
UAUAAUAUUUGUAUGAAAUGUUUGAGGGGGUUCUAUGAAUACAGUCAAAAGUUUAUUUCCCAGUUAUUCUUUAAAAAAAAAAAAAAACACACACAGAUCCACAAAGUUAUGUUCUUUUCCUUUCUGAAAAAAAAAAAAAAAGUCAAGAAGGAAUUUUAUUUUAUUGUGAAAUGCCUUACAUCUGGAGCGGAAGUGACGACAUUACUUUCGGUUUCCUCCGCACCUGAACGAGCUGACCUCUCUCUGUUCGCACUGAUCAAAACAAAGUAAAGUAAAGUCAUGAAGUCAACAGGAGUGACCUGUAAGUUGCCGUUUGAGUCUUGUGUCAGAGCCCCCGUGUGCUGAAGGUGAAUCACCAACAGUAUCAUUUAACAGUGAAGGCAGCCGAGCAUAUCGAGAUGGAUCUGCCGGUGGAGGCGACAGUACAGUUGGAUAUUUUCCGCGAUGAGGCAGCAGUGCGAGAGAUCCUCAGGUCACAUGGCUUUACGGUGACAGAUCUGAGCAGCAAUCGGGUGCGUGUGAACGGGUCGUUUUUGGAACUCAAGGCUGUAAAGGCCUCUCUGGAGCAGCUUCUUAACUCUCAGACCAAGACGGACAUCACGGCAGUUCCAAAGGUUUCUUACUCUGGAGCCGUUUCCAAAUACUACACCAGCAACAGCUCGGUGUCACAUGGUAACAGAGGCGGCCGAGACGAGCCUCCGCAUGCUUCCCCAUCUCCACCCACCACCUCCUCAUCUUCCAACAGACUUCCAACCUCAGACCAGCGUGGCUCAUCCAGGCCUGGAAGAGAGUCCUUCGUCGUUGAUGCAGAUGUGUUUAGGUACGCAGAGCAGCUCAGGAAAAAAGACAUUGAAGGCAUCCUGCACAGCCAUAAUGUUAAAAUGGAAACGCAUGAAGUUGGCGACAGCUUCAACAUCAAUGUACAGGGUAAGAGCGCGAGAACAGCUGCCUUUAAACUACAGAGCCUCAUGAACGAUCUCAACAAAUCACUGCGCACACAGGAAGUUCCUCUGAAGGACAUGGAUCGCGAAGGCCAGGCUCUUUUACAGAGGAUUCGGAAAGACAAAAACAUUUGCAAUUCAGUGCUCGUAUGUCCGAUGAAUGACAAACUCCACCUGAUAGGACCGUCCAGUGAGAGCUACGAGUUGAAGCAGAGGCUGCUGGGGAGGCCGGCUGGACGCACAGGGAGGACGUCGGACAGAAACCCCAACAGGAGGAGCAACUCUCUGCCGCCAAUCGGUCGCAAGAACACAGGAAGAGAUAGCGGUGCCGCCGCCGCUAAGCCGCCUCCUAACGGAGCUGCAGGUUACUCUCCAUCAAAGUACAAGGAUGAUGAACAGGAAGCUGCCGAGCCCAAGCGGGGGCUCGCUGCUCGUUUUGGUCUAGCUGGAUCUUUGAGGGGAAGAAGCCGGUCUGAGACUCGCACAAAAACACAGGCAGAAAGGGUUAAUGUGCAAGAGGUGGAAAACAAACAUCCGCCUUCUAAUUCACCCAAGAAAGGCAUGAAGCAAUUACUAAGUUUCAACACAAAAGACAUAGGGAAAAUGUUUAAAUCUAGGAAAAAUAAGCGGUGAAGUUCUGUCUGAAACUCCUUUUUUUUUUUCUUUUUUUUUUUUACAGGUUUUGUACUAUUUUUUUUUACCAGGUUAUGUGUCUAAAUACCUGUGAUUUGUCUUAUUGAGUAACAUGUUUGAGUAUGCAGUCACAUGGUGUUGUAUAGUAGCCAAUAGAGAAUGGGAAUCGCGGAACAUUCUGGGGCACACCGCCAUUUCUAGAGGGUAGCGCACGGAGCUACGGUACAUUAUCAUUAUCUGUCAGCGGUCUAUUCAUCUGUCAUCUGUCAAUCGUUCAUCAUCAGAAAUGUAUGAAGCACAAGUAAAAGACAAAUAUAAAGAGAAGCUGACAG